This is a messenger RNA of Canis lupus familiaris (dog), 1600 nucleotides long. It is a transcript of the gene C32H4orf17, whose product is annotated as chromosome 32 C4orf17 homolog. The record is from RefSeq and is a predicted model, not a curated record. The transcript has 9 exons. Lineage: Eukaryota; Metazoa; Chordata; Mammalia; Carnivora; Canidae. The coding region runs from base 364 to 1410 and encodes 348 amino acids.
CACGUUGCUAAGCUAUGUAGUGUAGCUUAACAACCAGGGAGCCCCGUGGGCUCCUUGGAGCAACAGUGGGAGAAAUUAGAGGGAGGUAGUGAUAUUCUAUUGGAAGCAUUAGACAUUAGGCUGUCUCUGCCAAUUGAAAAUUCCCAGCUCCAGUGCAAAGAAUUAAGGAAAUCAAUGACACAUCAGUAUAGCCCCAAUAUGAGGCUUGGAGGGUAUCAGCAACUUUGAGUUCCUGUCAACCAGAUUACCUUCUUUGAAAACUGUCCUCAGGGUCUAAGCACCUCUGGAAGUGAGGUUAACAGGGUAGAACCUGAAGACCUUUUGCAGCAACAGUGGAGAGGGGCAAACCAGCACCCCAGGAACAUGAGCCUCAAAUCCCCCAUGUCUGCUGUCCCAUUUGAGAGCAAAGGCAGCCAUAUUAUGGCUAGAAAUGGAGGCUGUUUUCUAGUCCGGCACACCCCUCAUCCCAGGAGGGUCUGCCACAUAAAAGGUUUGAAUAACAUUCCCAUCUGUACCGUGAAUGAUGAUGAGAAUGCACUGGGAACAUUGUGGGGUGUUGGCCAGUUCAACCACUUAGAGAAGGAUGAGACACCAUUUGCCAAAUGCAGUAACCCACCCAGCACUGCAGCCCCGGAGAGCCCUGCCAGAGGAGUCUCAGCAGCCCUAAACAAUGUCAAGGUGCCCCCACGGCCUCAUUCUGAGCCCUGUAGAAAAAUCAAGGAGUGCUUCAAAACUUCCAGUGAGAAUCCCUUAGCAAUUCAAAAGGAAGAAAUUAAGAUAAGAAAGUCACCAUCACCUCCCAAAGCAUGCUCUACUGCUGGCUCUUGUUCUUCAGAGGUGACAAGUACCAAGACUGACGUCAAAGACAACACUGUUUGCAUACCAAACUAUCUGGAUCAGGAAAUCAAAAUUCUGGCAAAGCUCUGUAACAUUUUACGGACGGAUUCCCUGGCAGAAGUUCUCCAGUGGCUGCUUCAUGCAAGCUCAAAAGAAAAAGAGUGGAUCUCAGCUUUGAUUCAUGCUGAACUGGCUGAAAUAAACUUGUUGGCUCAACGAAGAAGCAUCUCAGCAGAACUAGCAGCAGAGGAUAAUAAGCCACCCAAAGUUAAAUCUCCCCCAUAUUCACCUGCAAAAUUGAAAGUGCUGACCAAAUCGAGGGAAGGACAUCAGCCAACCAGAGUGUCAAGUCAAGGAUCUGAAGGAAAUAAGGAAGUACCAAAAGAGGCUGAGAACAGGCCUCCAUUGUUUAUCAGAAGAAAUAAGAUGAAAAUACCUGUUGCAGACUAUUUCAGCAAACCAAAGUCUCCUCUCAGGCCUAAAACUCAGGAAAGCAUAUCAACAAAACCAAUGUCAGCAAGGAGUAUGCAACAAGGAUACAAUCCCUCUCCCCAGAGAGCAUUUUAUCCUUAAACAUUCCAAAGGUAGAAAUUAUAGACUGAGCUAUUUCUUUCACAAACAUGAGCUUCACUCCAUAAGAGUAUCAAAUUAUUUUUUAAAAAAUAUUUUGGUAUCAGAGAAUCAAUAGCUCCUCUUUAUGGUGGCACAUGUAAAUCUCAAAGCACCUGUAUAUGCUACUAAAUAAAUAUUAAUGGAGACAGUA